Messenger RNA from Cuscuta campestris, 2764 nucleotides. NCBI's taxonomy places the organism in Eukaryota, Viridiplantae, Streptophyta, Magnoliopsida, Solanales, Convolvulaceae. The record is from the annotation of a GenBank genome assembly.
GGAGACCGCGGCACCCGAAAACCAUCGUCGCCGGAGGAAAAAGAACCUCCCACUGUUCGGCAAAGCUUCUUGGACUAUUUUGCUGGAGGAUUCUCGGUGAACGUCGGCUAAACGGAGUGCAUCCACAUCGUGAGAUUCGGCUUCCAAACGGAAAUGGCGGAGAGCGGAGGGCGUUUUCCGGCGAUGGAUUUGAUGCGGUCGGAGCCGAUGCAAUUGGCGCAGUUGAUCAUUCCAAUGGAAUCGGCUUACCGAGCUAUCUCCUACCUCGGCGACCUCGGAUUGUUCCAAUUCAAAGACCUCAAUGUUGAGAAGAGCCCAUUCCAGAGGACCUACGCGCUCCAGAUUAAGAGAUGUGGCGAAAUGGCACGUAGACUUCAUUUUUUCAAGGAACAAAUGACAACAACUUGUAUCUCACCUUCAUCAAGGUCUGCAACGAGCAGUGAUCUCAACCUGGACGAAUUGGAGCUAAAACUUGGAGAUCUUGAAGCGGAGCUGGUUGAGAUGAAUACAAACAGUGUAAAGUUGGAGCGCUCUUAUAAUGAACUUCUAGAAUAUAAACUUGUUAUGCAAAAGGCUAGUGAGUUUUUCCAUUCAGCUCAAAGCAGUGCUUCUGCUCAGUACAUAGAGUUCAAGGAGUACAACCUUGUUGAGGGAUUAAUUGACAGUCCUCUGCUAUUGGAGCAGACUAUGUCAGUUGAUCCAGUAAAGCAAGUUAAGCUGGGAUAUGUCAGUGGCCUUGUUGCAAGAGAAAAAUAUAUGGCAUUUGAAAGGAUUCUGUUUCGUGCCACGAGGGGAAAUGUGUUUGUAAAGCAAGUUGCUGUAGAUGAUGCUGUUACAGAUCCUGUUUCGGGAGAAAAGGUUGAUAAGAAUGUAUUUGCUAUCUUCUAUUCCGGAGAAAGAGCAAGGACCAAGAUUUUGAAAAUCUGCGAUGCAUUUGGAGCUAAUCCAUACCCUUUCACAGAUGACACAAGCAAACAAUAUCAGAUAAUAACAGAGGUAUCAGGCAAACUUUCAGAAUUGAAAACCACUAUAGAAGCUGGACAGGUGCAUAAAGAAAUGCUUUUAAAGACUAUCAGCUGCAAGUUUCAACAAUGGAACCUUCUGGUGAAGAAGGAGAAAUCUGUCUACCACACGUUAAAUAUGCUAAGUCUUGAUGUGACCAAAAAGUGCCUUAUAGGAGAGGGCUGGUGUCCUGUGUUUGCAACAAGUCAGGUACAAGCUGCAUUGGACCGAGCAGCUUUAGAUUGUAACUCAGAAGUUGGGACUGUGUUCCAGGUGUUGCAUACCACAGAAUCACCACCCACUUAUUUCCGUACUAACAAAUUUACUUCUGCUUUCCAAGAAAUUGUUGAGGCAUACGGGGUCGCAAAAUAUCAAGAAGCAAAUCCAGGUGUUUUCACAAUUGUGACAUUUCCCUUCCUAUUUGCCGUCAUGUUCGGAGACUGGGGACACGGGAUAUGUCUGCUUCUUGCAUCAAUGUAUUUUCUUUUCUGUGAGAAGAAACUUUCUAGCCAGAAGCUUGGCGAUAUAAUGGACAUGACUUUUGGUGCCCGAUAUGUUUUUCUGAUGAUGGCUUUGUUCUCAAUAUACACUGGAUUUAUUUAUAAUGAAUUUUUUUCUGUACCCUUUGAAAUAUUUGGGCGCUCAGCUUAUGCUUGUAAUGACCCCUCAUGCAGGGAUGCUACUAAAACUGGCUUAAUUAAGGCCCAUGAAACCUAUCCAUUUGGCGUGGAUCCUAAGUGGCAUGGCUCCCGGAGCGAAUUGCCUUUUCUUAACUCUUUGAAGAUGAAGAUGUCAAUUCUUCUAGGUGUAGGUCAGAUGAAUCUUGGAAUGAUUCUCAGCUACUUCAAUGCAAAAUUCUUUAAAAAUGACAUAGAUAUCUGGCAUCAAUUUAUUCCCCAGAUGAUUUUUUUAAACAGCCUUUUUGGCUACCUUUCACUGUUAAUAAUUGUGAAAUGGUGCACUGGUUCUCAAGCUGAUCUCUACCAUGUCAUGAUAUACAUGUUUCUGAGUCCUACUGAUGACUUGGGAGAGAAUCAACUAUUUGCCGGGCAAAAGUACCUUCAGAUUUUGCUGUUAUUACUUGCACUGGUUGCUGUUCCAUGGAUGCUGUUUCCGAAGACAUUCAUUUUGAAGAAGCAAUACCAGGAAAGACAUGGACAUGGAAGUCAAUCCUACGAUCUGCUUCACAAUACCGAUGAUGCAUUUGAAUUAGAAACAGACGAUCAUAAGCAUGGGGAUGAAGAUUUUGAAUUCAGUGAAGUUUUUAUACAUCAACUAAUUCAUACCAUUGAAUUUGUUCUUGGAGCAGUCUCUAAUACGGCUUCAUACCUACGGCUCUGGGCUCUCAGUCUAGCGCAUUCAGAGUUAUCCAGUGUGUUUUAUGAAAAAGUUUUACUUCUUUCAAUGGGGUUCGAUAAUGUGAUUCUCCUCAUAAGUGGAAUAAUAGUAUUCGUGGGUGCAACGGUGGGCGUUCUUCUGGUGAUGGAAACUCUGAGCGCCUUUUUGCACGCGUUGCGGCUUCACUGGCUUGAGUUCCAGAACAAGUUUUACCUGGGAGGUGGGCAUAAAUUCUCUCCCUUUUCUUUCCCCACAAUUGGUGAGGAUGAUGACUGACUUUGCCAUGCUUUCCUGUCUACAUGAAUGGAAUAUAUGAUAGAGAGGUUUAUAGCAACUCUACAGUUCAAGUGUAACUUUGAAAAUUGUCAUUAAUCUCCACCACAUUGUCUCUGUCUUGGGAGUAAAAUGAAGGUGGUUGUUUCAU